Messenger RNA from Manihot esculenta (cassava), 3172 nucleotides. Its product is annotated as pre-mRNA-processing factor 39. Lineage: Eukaryota; Viridiplantae; Streptophyta; Magnoliopsida; Malpighiales; Euphorbiaceae. Bases 277 to 2781 code for a protein of 834 amino acids. Gene Ontology annotation, molecular function: protein binding. The transcript is spliced from 14 exons. Gene Ontology annotation, cellular component: U1 snRNP; U2-type prespliceosome; commitment complex. The record is from RefSeq and is a predicted model, not a curated record. Gene Ontology annotation, biological process: RNA processing; mRNA 5'-splice site recognition.
CUUUGGAGAUUACUGUACUUUCGGCUUUUCGCGUUUUUGUGUUACCCACCAAAAAACCGAAACUCAAAACAAAGGGAAACCCCAAAAGCUCCUCGCCUCCUCCAUCUCGGAGACGCCAAAGCCAAAUCUACUACUCUCUGCAGCCUAAACGACGCCGCUUCUGUCCCGCCUGCUACUCGUGAGUUCCUAGCCAUUGCUCUCUCUCCAUUUCCCCUAAGCUGCUUGGAGUCACAGGUUCCCUUUUAGGGUUUAAUUAGGAGGUAGAAGUUGUUCACUAUGGGAGAUAGUGAGAUGGUAGUUGCUGAAGCAUCUGCAGUCACGGAGUAUGAUUCGGCUGGAUAUGCUGCUACUGGCUAUGGUGAUACUAGUUCAAAUGUUGUUACCGAUUCUAGUGUUUAUCCCACAGAUGGUACUGGAGUUUAUGCGGCUUCUGCUGAUGGAGCUUAUACUGUACCACCUGCUCCUAGUUUUGCUGAUGGAAAUAUGUAUGGUACAGAUGCUAAUUCUGUCAUACAAGAGGCCCAUGUUAAUGCAACAUAUGAGACUAAGCCAGAUGUUGAAAAGGGAAGUGCUAGUGAGAAUUUAGUUGCUACAGGGACUGCAUUGAUAGCAGCAUCUCAAGUUGCUGCUUAUGACUCUUCUGUAAAUGGCAGCGUUGGAGGUGAUGCAGGAAGCAUUACUUCAGCUAAUGGUACUGCUGCGGAUAUUGCAGAGGGAGCUACUGCUGCUACUAUGGAUGGUUUGGUUCCACCAAUGUCAGGCGAAGAAGAGCGAUUGUGGAGUAUUGUGAGGGCUAAUUCCCUGGAUUUUGAUGCAUGGACUGCCUUGAUUGAUGAGACAGAGAAGGUGGCAGGGGAUAACAUAUUGAAAAUUCGAAAGGUGUAUGAUACCUUUUUGGCUGAAUUCCCAUUGUGUUAUGGGUAUUGGAAGAAGUAUGCAGAUCAUGAAGCACGAGUUGGAUCUAUGGACAAAGUUGUCGAGGUAUAUGAACGAGCGGUUCUGGGGGUGACGUAUUCGGUGGAUAUUUGGUUGCAUUAUUGCAUAUUUGCCAUAAACACGUAUGAAGAUCCAGACACCAUUAGAAGGCUUUUUGAACGGGGAUUGGCUUAUGUUGGAACAGAUUAUCUAUCUUACUCCCUUUGGGACAAGUACAUUGAAUAUGAAGAAAUGCAUGCACAGUGGAGCCAUGUUGCCAUGAUUUACACGAGGAUAUUAGAGAUUCCAAAUAAACGCUUGGAUGAUUAUCUCACCAGAUUUAAGGCUUUUGCUGCAACUCACCCUUUAUCAGAAUUAACAACUCCUGAGGAAGCUGCUGCUGCAGUGCCCGCUCCUUCAGAGAGUGGUGAUCAAGCAAACAUGGGAGAAGUUCAUGCUGAUGCUGCUGAACAAUCCUCUAAACCUGUAAGUGCUGGCUUAACAGAAGCAGAGGAGUUGGAGAAGUAUAUCGCCAUUAGAGAAGAGAUGUAUAAGAAAGCUAAAGAGUUCGAUUCUAAGAUAUCUGAUUUUGAAAAUGCUAUUAGGAGGCCUUACUUUCAUGUGCGGCCCAUCAAUGUUGCAGAGCUUGAAAAUUGGCAUAAUUAUCUGGAUUUUAUAGAAAGAGAAGAUGAUUUGAACAAGGUGGUGAAGUUAUAUGAAAGAUGCCUAAUUGCUUGUGCCAAUUAUCCUGAGUAUUGGAUGCGUUAUGUCUUGUGCAUGGAAAACUGUGGAAGUAUGGAUCUUGCUAAUAAUGCUCUUGCUCGUGCCACUCAAGUGUUUGUCAAGAGACAACCAGAGAUUCACCUCUUUGCUGCCCGAUUUAGAGAGCAGAGUGGAGAUAUACCCGGUGCCCGAGCUGCAUACCAACUUGUACACACUGAAAUCACACCUGGCCUUCUUGAAGCAGUUGUUAAGCAUGCAAACAUGGAACAUCGGCUGGGGAACCUCAAAGAUGCCUUUUCUUUGUAUGAACAGACCAUAGCCAUUGAAAAAGGAAAAGAGCAUUCACAGGUGUUGCCUAUGCUGUAUGCACAAUACUCUCGGUUUCUGUAUUUGGUUGCGGGAAAUGUGGAAAAAGCUAGGGAGGUUCUAGUUGAAGCACUUGAGAAUGCCCCAUUAUCAAAACCGCUGCUUGAGGCCUUUAUAUAUCUAGAAUCAUUUCAGUCACUGCCAAAGCGGAUUGAUUAUUUAGAUUCAUUAGUUGAGAAGCUUAUAGUGCCCAACUCAGAUAGUCUCAAUGUGGCAAGUGCUGCUGAAAGAGAGGAGCUAUCUUGCAUUUUCUUGGAGUUUUUAGGUAUGUUUGGAGAUGCUCAAUCUAUUAAGAAGGCUGAUGAUAGGCAUGCAAAGCUCUUUUUACCCCAUAGGAGCAAGUCGGAGUUCAAAAAACGUCAUGCAGAGGAUUAUCUAGCUUCAGAUAAGACAAAAUUAGCAAAAUCUUAUGCUGAUGCCCCUUCAUCAGCACAGUCACUUAUGGGUGCAUAUCCAAAUGUGCAAAACCAGUGGGCGACAGGUUAUGGCUUGCAGCCUCAAGCUUGGCCGCCUGUUACACAAGCACAGACCCCUGGCUAUGGUCAACAGACUGCAUAUGGAACAUAUGGUGGUUAUGGAAGCAACUAUACUAACCCUCAAGCACCCACAUCUGUUCCACAAACAGCAGCAUAUGGUGCUUAUCCCCCAACAUAUCCUGUCCAGCAGGCUUACCCUCAACAAGGUUAUCCACAAGCACAGCCACCUGCAGCAGCCACAUUGGCCCCAGCUCAGCAGCCAGCUUCUGUUCCACAGCCAUAUUAUGGAAGUUACUACUGAAUUGGGAGAAUCUAGUUUUUUGUGUUUUUUUUCCCCCUGUAAUCUUUGUUGGCUUACCAGUCAUUUUUCAUGCUAAAAUGCAAGGGAAAUGAAGCGUCCAGUAGCUGAAAUGACACAAGGGAAUAGGAAGAUGUUAAAUUUCAUCCGUUUUAGGUGCUACUGUAGCAUUGUAGUUGGAACAUCAUGUUAUCCUCAGCAAUUUUUAGGUAUUUUUGUUUUUGUUAUUAUUUUUUUAAAAUUUUGUGGUUGUGAGAACCUUGACAUUUUGCACGAUUUUGCUUAGGAUAGCUUUGGAGUUGAUAAUAUGUAUGUACUGAAGGAAAAAAGAAUAGCAACUUGUUUGGAAUGUGGUAAAAUGGAUGUUAACCUAAAAUCCCAAGUCAUUUUUCUA